GCUCGCGCGCCGCCUGAGCGUCAGUGAGUCGUGCCUAACCCUGCACCGCUCGAGCUCCGCGGGGGCGUCGACCGCCUCCUGCCUUUAGGGAUAUUUGGAAAGACUUUGGAUUAUUCUUUAAUCCGCUUUUCCCGUGCGUAAAUGCGCGUAAAAAAUAGACUGGAUCCUAUUUUGUGGUUAACAUGCAAAUAUCAUGAAAAUGCAUACAGAGGAUGGGAACAGCACGAUUAUUUCAACUGAAAAUUGAAAUCUAAGCAAUCAUAAUCCUAAUCCUAAUCAAUACUUUAUUCUCAAAUUCUUCUGGAGAUGAAAAACGGCUGUUUGGAAACGCGUCUCGCGCGCGCGCCGCUCCCGGUCACUCGAGAUCCCGCCGAUCGCGCGGAGCCAAACUUCCCCGCGUGCUGGACAUUACCGGAAGCGCGAGCCAACCGGCGCUGGACGCGGAGCAGGAGACGGGAGCGCGGACGCGGACGCGGACGCCGUCUUUUUCCCGAGCGCGUCGAGAGCAGCAGGCUGCGUUGAGGGAUGCCGGCUCCGGGGAUUUGGGAUGCGCUGGGCAGGUCGGUGCUGCUUCUGUUGCUCGCGCCGGGCGCUUUGGUGCUCAUUUUGACGCCCGCGUGCCUCCUCGCGCACCCGCAGCCAUGUCAGAUCCUGAAGCGGAUCGGGCACACGGUGCGAGUCGGAGCUGUGCAUCUUCAGCCCCGCGCUGUGACACACAGCUCCCUCAGGAGGAAAGGACUCGAGUGGGACUGGGACGCGGACAGAGAAACGGCCUGGGAACAGCUCGAGUUAGUCAGGAAAAGUGUAAGUGAACAGGGCGCGAGGGCUGUUAGGACUAAAGGCUCUACUACAAAACAACAGAAAGGAGCGAAAAACGUGCACAAACACGUCGAGAGCGCGUUUCUACCCAGAGACUCCAUACUCCUGGCCGCGGAGACGCUAAACCGGUUACCGAACCUGUUACCCUACAACCUGUCGCUGGAGAUAGUCAUAGCUGUGGAAAUAGGCCUCGGAGAGCUGCCGGCUUUCUCCUUCUCCUCUUCACCUCCACCUGUGCGUUCCGACCCCAUGUCGUUCCUGCAGAGUGUGUGUCACACGGUCGUGGUUCAGGGCGUUUCAGCCAUCAUGGCGUUUCCUGAGAACAGAGACGAGUUCAUCAAGCUGGAGUUCGUGUCCUCCUCGCUGCACAUUCCGGUCAUCAGCGUCGUUCAGCACGAGUUCAAGCGCCAGAGCCGGAACUCGCUCCAUUUCCAGAUGGCCAUGCAGAAUCCCCAGACUCCUCAGGCAGACUUAAUCUACUCUCUCCUUUCCAUUAAUAAUUGGUACGAUGUGAGCCUGCUGAUGUGCCAGGAGCAGAAUAUUUCCCAGUUCAUCUUUCUGCUUCGCAACAACUCAAAAUUUCACCUGGGUUCCAUAGUCAACAUUUCCACCAACAUCAGCAGCAAAAGUGACUUUCAGACAUCCCUGCAGAGCCACAUGACCUCCAUCAAGGACAUAACGUCCACCAUUGUGACUUUUGGAUGUGAUAUUCGGGACAUAAAGAGGAUCUUUAUAACCAUAGCAAAGCUUGGUUUGGUGCUGCCACACUACCACUGGAUUAUAGGGGACUCACAGAAUGUGGAGGUGUUAAGGACCGAGGGGCUUCCAAUGGGCCUUAUGGCGCAUGGGCAAAUGAGGCAGCCUGCUCUGGAUCACUACAGGGCCGUUGGAUCAGCUGCCACUGUGUCUCCAGAGCUGGCUCUUAUCCCUGGCAUCACAAACUGCAUGGUGAUUGAGGAUAAAAAUCUCACCUCAGGAAAAUAUCUGUCCAGGUUCAUGGCCAACACAUCAUUUGAUGGGCUAAGUGGAUACAUUCAUGUUCAGGAUGGAUCUACCAUUAUCUCCGAAAGCCAUCACUUUAUUUGGAAUCUGCAGCAUGAUCCAUUAGGGAACCCUGCAUGGACGCGACUUGGUAGCUGGAAGCAGGGUAAAGUGGUACUGGACUAUGGAGUUUGGCCUAGCAAGAAACGUUCACACCCAGGUGGUGAUUGGAGGCAUUCGUCCAAGUUGCAUCUGCGGGUAGUGACACUGGUAGAGCAUCCCUUUGUAUUCACGCGAGAGGUGGAUGACGAUGGUCAGUGCCCAGCAGGGCAGCUGUGCCUCGACCCACUCACCAACGACACAGCGCUUCUUGAUGCCCUCUUCCAUGGCCUGCAGUCUGGCAACAGCACAGUGCCCACCGAGCUCAAGAAGUGCUGCUAUGGCUACUGCAUAGACCUGCUGGAGAAGCUGGCUGAGGAUGUGGGUUUUGACUUCGACCUCUAUAUUGUAGGAGACGGAAAGUACGGUGCCUACAAGAAUGGCCGCUGGACAGGCUUGGUGGGUGACCUGCUGAGUGGCGCCGCACAACUGGCAGUCACUUCAUUUAGCAUUAACUCAGCUCGCAGUCAGGUUAUCGACUUCACCAGUCCCUUCUUCUCCACCAGCCUGGGCAUCUUGGUGAGGACAAGAGACACGGCAGCACCCAUUGGCGCCUUCAUGUGGCCAUUACACUGGAGCAUGUGGCUGGGCAUCUUUGCAUCUCUCCAUGUUACAGCUGUAUUCCUUACCCUGUAUGAGUGGAAGAGUCCAUUUGGGAUGACACCCAAAGGCCGAAACAGGGAUCGUGUCUUCUCCUUCUCUUCAGCACUCAAUGUUUGCUAUGCCAUAUUAUUCGGCAGGACAGCUGCCAUCAAACCACCCAAGUGCUGGACAGGCCGCUUUCUAAUGAACCUUUGGGCCAUAUUCUGUCUGUUUUGUCUCUCAACGUACACAGCCAAUCUGGCUGCCGUGAUGGUGGGGGAAAAGACGUAUGAGCAGCUUUCAGGUAUACACGACCCCAAGCUCCAUCAUCCAUCGCAGGGUUUUCGAUUCGGAACUGUACGGGAGAGCAGUGCUGAGGAUUACGUGAAAAAAAGUUUUCCAGAGAUGCAUGAAUACAUGAGGCGAUAUAAUGUUCCUACAACACCUGAUGGAAUAGACCACCUUAAGGAUGAUCCUCAAAAACUAGAUGCUUUUAUUAUGGACAAAGCCCUCUUAGACUAUGAAGUGUCCAUUGAUGCUGAUUGUAAAACUCUCACGGUGGGGAAACCGUUUGCAAUUGAAGGCUAUGGCAUUGGACUCAAACAGAAUUCGCCUCUGACUUCAAAUAUCUCUGAGCUGGUUAGCCAGUACAAGUCAGAUGGAUUUAUGGACAUGCUGCAUGAUAAGUGGUACAAAGUGGUGCCCUGUGGGAAAAGAAGUUUUGCUGUGACAGAGACUUUACAGAUGGGGAUUAAACAUUUCUCAGGGUUAUUUGUAAUGCUGUGCAUAGGAGUGACUUUGUCUCUCCUCACCACUAUUGCUGAACACGUUGUCCAUCGCUGGGUGAUACCCAAGAUGCAGAACAAGCCACAGUACUGGCUUCAUACAAGUCAAAGAUUGCAUCGAGCACUUAACCCAAACUUCAAUGAAGACAAAUUAUCAACUGUUGCAAAACCAGAAAAAAGGUGCAACAUUGGGAACAACCAGCAAAAUCUCUGGAACGUCUGUGAAAGCUCCGUUUGCCCACGUCGUCGCCUUUCCAACCAAGAGGAGCAGCAGAACAAUCUGGAGUGUUUACAGUGUAAAGAGCUCCCUCCUCCUCCUCCUGUUCCUCCUCCUCCUCCUCAGCUGAAGAGACAGCUUCCUCUGCAGUCAAAUGGGAAAACGGACCUACUGGGCCUGGCACACAACCCCAUAGUGCAGGAGCUGACUGACCUGGAGACCCACAUUCAGAUCAUCAAACAGCAGCUGCAGCUGGCCAUGAAGAAGAAAAAGGAGCUGGAACAGUACCAGAGAACCAGCAUGGCACCCGAGUCCUAGAGAAGUAUCUGGUGCUGUUUUUGAAACAUCUGUGACUCUGCGAAGUUUUAACAAUGGAUUAUUUUGCUUCCUAAUUCGAAGCUCUUCAUGUUCCUCUGCACAUAUUUUUAAAAGAGCAUUGUAUUUUUCUCUGUUAUUUAUUUUUCUCUUUUUGAAUGCUCUUCUUAGCAUUUCUCUGGACCAGUUGUUAUAAAGGAUGUGAAAGGAUGGACAAAGCAGUGAGAAAUUUGGAUACAAAUCCUUUCUCUAAGCUCUAAUUUAUCUGGAACUGUGUGUGCGCGUGUGUGUGUGUGUGUGUUUGUGAAACUGCAACGGGCAGCGUGACAGUGCAAGGGGAAAAGCGCUCUGUGCAUCAGAGCGAUAGUUAUUUAUUUAAGGUGUCAGAUUGUGAUGUAUGAUAGCACCUCCGGCAUAUCAAUAUAAAGCACUAAACCGUUUUAUAUAAGGAAGCAUGAAUGCUGUCUCUCGGGCUGCAACAAGAAGAGUCUUCACCAUGAACUGUGAAACGAUUCUGAAUCUCUUAAUUAAAACCAGCUUGGAAUACAUUAAGAUCUCAGAGGCUCAAUCCCAUCAUUCAUUUGCACUACACUUGGUCUGGGUGGAUUUAUUUGGAUUCCAAGGUACAUUCUGUUGGCAGGUUUUACUAAAGUGAAACACAGAGACCACAUACUGUACAUUGGGUCAUUUUAUUUCAGGAUUUAUGAUUUUAUAUACAAAAGUGAUGGUUAAAAGAGAUUUAACUAAAAUUUCAUAACAAUUCACGAUGUCCCAGAUGAAACCGAAAUUCUGGCCAUACUGUGCAAGCCGAAAAGAACAGUUGGUCAUCCAUUCCAACGAAUUCCAUUAUUUUUCUAGUUUUACUUGGCUCUUUGUCACUGUCGUUUGUGAAUUUUUUCAUCAAUCCAAAAACUGGCUACAGAUGCUAGUAGGUACUGAUCUUUAGCAGGUUAUUCUGUAUUCUGUGUAUUGAUGGGAUUGGGAUGGGAUUGAGGGGUAUUAGACAAGCGACAUUAAUCUUAUAAAUAUCACUUGUCUAAUGCUCUUUGUAGAAAACGUGAGAUGCUUCCACAUGGCCAGUAUUUUUACUGUUGAUCUGCUGCUGCUCGAACAGUUGAAUAUGUAGGUAUAGGAGAAUAAAGGAAAGAGUGUUUUUAACCACUUUCUAAUCAUUAUUAAGGGUGGCAUAGUGGUGCAGCAGGUAGCAUUGCUGCCUCACAUCUUCAGGAUCCCCAGUUGGUAUUGUGUGUGCAGAGUUUUGCA
Molecule: messenger RNA, 5121 nt
Organism: Pangasianodon hypophthalmus (striped catfish)
Lineage: Eukaryota; Metazoa; Chordata; Actinopteri; Siluriformes; Pangasiidae
Gene: grin3a
Product: glutamate receptor, ionotropic, N-methyl-D-aspartate 3A
Exons: 9
Coding region: 526-3861 (1111 amino acids)
Biological process (GO): ionotropic glutamate receptor signaling pathway; modulation of chemical synaptic transmission; synaptic transmission, glutamatergic
Cellular component (GO): postsynaptic membrane; plasma membrane
Molecular function (GO): NMDA glutamate receptor activity; transmitter-gated monoatomic ion channel activity involved in regulation of postsynaptic membrane potential
Source: RefSeq, a predicted model, not a curated record